AGUAGCGAGCGGCCCCCAGCCGCCGCUGCGCCCCGGUGGGGAGGGAGAGGGAGGAGGGCGCUGGGCGGCCCGGUCUCAGCAGCCCCGUCUGCGCUCCCCCUGCCCAGCCCCGGCCAUGAAUAUGUAACUCCCCUCUAUUUCCCGAGCUCCAUUGCGGAGGCUGCCGCUCGCCAUAUUGUGCUGCUGGGGCUGCGGCUUCUUCGUCGCCGGCGAGAGAGCGCGACGGCAGUGAGCGGUGCGGUGAGGCGAGGCGGCCUGAGGCAGGAGCCCGGCGGGCGCCAUGUCUCAAGCCGUGCAGACGAACGGGACGCAACCUUUAAGCAAAACAUGGGAGCUCAGUUUGUACGAAUUGCAAAGAACGCCUCAGGAAGCAAUCACUGAUGGCUUGGAAAUAGUGGUGUCACCCAGGAGCCUGCACAGUGAACUGAUGUGUCCCAUCUGUUUGGAUAUGUUAAAAAACACCAUGACAACAAAAGAAUGUUUGCAUCGCUUCUGUGCUGACUGUAUCAUUACAGCCCUCAGGAGUGGCAACAAAGAAUGUCCCACGUGUCGUAAAAAGCUAGUUUCAAAAAGAUCACUGAGACCAGAUCCCAAUUUUGAUGCUCUCAUCAGUAAAAUUUAUCCAAGCCGAGAUGAAUACGAAGCUCAUCAGGAGAGAGUGCUAGCAAGAAUCAGCAAACACAAUAACCAGCAAGCUUUAAGUCACAGCAUUGAGGAAGGAUUAAAGAUUCAGGCUAUGAACAGGUUACAGAGGGGCAAGAAACAACAGAUUGAGAAUGGCAGCGGAGCAGAAGAUAAUGGGGACAGUUCGCACUGUAGCAAUGCCUCAACACACAGCAAUCAGGAAGCAGGGCCUAGUAAUAAGAGGACCAAAACAUCAGAUGAUUCUGGGCUAGAACUGGACAAUAACAACACAACUGUGGCAAUCGACCCAGUGAUGGAUGGUGCUAGUGAAAUCGAAUUAGUCUUCAGGCCUCAUCCGACCCUCAUGGAGAAUGAUGACAGCGCACAGACGAGAUACAUCAAGACCUCAGGCAAUGCCACGGUUGAUCACUUGUCCAAGUACCUCGCUGUGAGAUUGGCUUUGGAGGAGCUUCGUAGCAAAGGAGAGUCAAACCAGAUGAACCUUGACACGGCCAGUGAGAAGCAGUAUACCAUUUACAUUGCUACCGCCAACGGGCAGUUCACUGUAUUAAAUGGGUCAUUUUCCUUGGAACUGGUCAGUGAGAAGUACUGGAAAGUGAACAAACCCAUGGAACUGUACUAUGCGCCAACAAAGGAACAUAAAUAAGCUGUGCUGGAAAACUGAGAUGGGACUAACUCUUUUUAUAGCUACAACUUCUUUAAUAUUAAAAGAUGGCACCACCAUUAUCUUCAUGGACAAUACACAUGGUGCCUUCAGGCUCUCUCAGUAUACUUAUUAAUAUGAUUAGACAGUAUUCUGGGUUGUAUUUAAUUUAGUCUUUGUUUUGGGUUUUUUGGUUUUUCCCUAGGAGACUAAAUGACCUUCUCCAGUGCAUUCCAGUGUUUGACAUGCUUUUUUGUUCCUAAUGCAUGAUAACUGAACGAGUGUUCCAGUUUGGAAUGUCUUAAUUUUGUCCAGGUAAAUCUGGAUUUCUAAUAACAUUUGACACAGUUAUAGUAGCCUCUGUGAAGUAUUGAGCAUUGGAUGGCUAAGUCAGUCUAUUCAAUAGUAACAUAUGCCAAGGAAUGUGUUAAAUGUUGUAAUUUGCUAAUGGUUAUCCAUAUAAAAGAUUGGUAGAGAAUUGAUUUCUGAUAGUCUUGCAGCUAGAGGUCAUCCAAUUCCCUAGAAAAGAUUUAUCAGUCAUUUUCUUGUAACAAAUAGAGCUGUAGUGAGAAAACUGUCACUUUAAAACCCUCAGUCAAAAAACAACCCAAACCCAACAACCCAAAGCCAUAACAACUCUUCCCCGUGUAGAACAUGCCAAUCGUGAUGCACACUGCAGCUUCCCCUCUAGCCCCCGUUGCAGCAUUAUCCUGCCCUCACAAGCUGAAUAGAACAAAAUCUUCCAGAAGUUUUACAGCCCUGCUCUGUUCCCUAUAGUAACAGAUUCAGGUUUUUAUUGUGAAUGUAUCAGAACUUUCUGCAAAGAACUGUCUUGAAAACAUGGGAUUUUUUUGAAGCAAAUCCCUGAAAUUCCAGCACAUGGACAUAAUGCAACAUCCAAAUAGAAUUUAUGGAAUUCAUGCCGCCCCAACUGUGAGCUCAUCCGGGCUUCGGUUUGAGUAGGGAGGACUUCAACCAUAAGCUGCUCGAAGAUUAUUAUUCUUUUUCCUUUUUUUUUCUUUUUUUCUUUUCUUUGCCAUAGCUUUAACAAACGUGGCUUAGCACUUUGGAAGAUAAUUUUAGUACUUGACAAAGUUUACCAUUUAGUGUCUUAAAUUUAGGUUCAAGUUUGAAAACUUGGCAGUAGGCUGUUGCGUGAAGUCCAGUAGCUGCUGUUCAUUUGCAUGUUCGACCCCUCUCCCCUCACUCUGGACCUUGCUGUCACUUAAUGGCAUUCUGUCUUAAGGGGAGUGACGUUACUGUGAGGUUCCCUGUGCUGUAAGACUUGCUGAUGAAGCCUUCGCCCCUUUGCACCUGAAGCUAGAAGCAAAAAAUGUUGCUGAUAGGUGAGAAGUAAUAUACUUUAAACCAUACGGUACUGCUCCUUGUCCUGCCUGUAGUUAGACUGUUGUUGGCACGUGGUAUGUAAGUAUUCAGAUGCUCGGGUCUCUUGGGAAGGAAUUACCCUUCCAUCACUUGUGUCUCUCAAGCCUAGCACUUGUAAAUCUGUGUCCAUUCUGAUUGCUGUUUCAGAUCAGCUUUACCCCGAUGCAAAAACUGCACAGGCUUCUUCAAGUAACUUAAUUAUUUUUCUCUUACUGGAAAGACUUGGGGGUUUUUGUGACAUGAAACAGAAAUUUCCAGGCCCCAGAACGUGGGAGGCGGGGGAGGCAAUUUUUAAGGAAAUAUGUUCUUCAUGAGUUUCUGGUGAAAUGUCGCAUUGUAUAGACUAGUAGUGCAUGUCCACUAAAUAUAAUCUGGGGGGUGGGGGAGCGGCAGUUAUAAAUGCUUUCAAAUUUAUGGGGAAACUUCUAGAUUAGUUGCAGCAUACCUUCCCCUUGUGAUAGCUAAGGUAAUGUCCAGUCCCUUAAGCAAGAGAGGUGUUUGUGAAGCUGAGCAGUCUGUCUAGGAGCUGUCUGUCACUUUGUCCCCAGUUCUUUAAAAAGUGUGGGAGAACGUGAAGCUUUUAUUUUCAUGUUGUAGUGAAUUUACUGAAUAUUUAUGUUCUUUAAAUAUUAUAUAUAUAAUGUAGUUGUUUGAUUAAACCGUUGAUUGCACUGUGACUCUUUAGUGCUAUAAACUAUCUUAUUUUCAAAAUGACUUUUCCACCUUUUAAAGCCAUGUUAUUUUUUAAGUACGUAACGUGCAUUAGGUACGGGUAAGCCUCAUAGCUCUAGUAUCCAACUAAAAUCACACUGAACUUCUCCAACUGACAAUAAAAUCAAAAACGUUACCAACAA
This is a messenger RNA of Grus americana (Whooping crane), 3528 nucleotides long. RefSeq names its product ring finger protein 2 (gene RNF2). The record is from RefSeq and is a predicted model, not a curated record. Gene Ontology annotation, cellular component: ubiquitin ligase complex; PcG protein complex. The transcript has 7 exons. Gene Ontology annotation, molecular function: ubiquitin protein ligase activity; chromatin binding. NCBI's taxonomy places the organism in Eukaryota, Metazoa, Chordata, Aves, Gruiformes, Gruidae. Bases 281 to 1291 code for a protein of 336 amino acids.